AUGGCUUUGUUUCGAACUUGGACAACACAGAAAUAUGAGCAUAAGAAGGUAACCGUUCUUAGCAAAUAUGAAGAUGAUUCUUUUAACGCGUUUUGUUGUGCUAACGCGGCUUGUUACGGCACUGCUAACCAGGAGAGCCAAUCACAAUCUGACUAUUACCCAUUGGGCCAACUAGUGUACUACCAAGGAGAUCGGAUCUUGCUGCGUGAACACAGUGUUCGAGUAUCGGAGGAUCAUUGCCUGCAUUGUUCAGUCUGCUUUGUCACACUGCUGGUUAUGAAGCCCACAAUAAUUGUCUCGGCCUGCGUUGUUGUAGUAGCACUAAUAGUUGCUGCAGAGACUCUUGACGUCGAACGGUCCGUCGAUAUUCUGGGACUCGACGACAGCGCAAAUGUUGUGAAGCUAGAAACCGGUGAUUCACAGCAAACAGUGAUUGAUGGCACUUUGAACCAGACACCUUCACAAACUUGGAAGGUUCUUUCAUCAGACGCCUACACACACAAUGGAGAUCGACAACAAAGAUCAACACUUGAAAACUACAUUCCGGAGGACGUAACGGUCACACAAGAGAAGAAUUAUCGAGUCGUCCGCUGGCGAGUUGCAGACAAACAAGCGAACGUCGCUCUUUACAAAAUCUACCGAAGUUUUUCCAUAUUCAAAAUACUGGAUAUUAGUAGCAUGGAGCUGGUGGCGACAGUUAAUGGUUCGGUCACUGAAUGGCAAGACAAUUGCACUACACAUCAUUCUAUUAUUCGUUAUGCCGUCACGGCUGUGGACGGAAACGGGCGUGAGCAAAAGCUUGGCGUGAAUCCAACGGAUCCUGUUAAUCUGUUUGGAUCAUACGAGCCACUUGCACUUCUGCAACAUAUUGUGUCUCCACUAGUUCAAUGUUGUAUUUUGUGCAGUGAUGUUGUGUUCAACCCUGACUUGGAGCAGUAUCUCUACGUGUAUGAUUGUGAUGGCGACAACGACGGACUUGCUGACGGUGUGUACGCUAUUCUACUCGACAGAAUGGGGAAAGCAGUGACAAGGACCAAAGAAUUUACUUUGAAAAUAAACUCUCCAUCUACACAAGGAUGUCCUUGCGCUACGUACAACCCAAACACCCAAGAAUACUUUCUCGCUUUUGAGAUAAAAUCACCGCAAUUCUUGGGAAACGAAUAUUUCAUAGUUUCUCAAAGAGUGAAUAGUCGUACCAUUGCCAUACUCUCGAGACUAACCGCAACCUUGAAGAGGAGCGACGGUGGAGGGGUGUAUCAUUGUGACGUCAUAUACAAUCAAAAAACAAAUGGAUAUGCCAUUGCGGCUCAACUUUAUUUACCCGCGAAAACUGUGCUUGGGUAUGUGCAUGCAAACGGAACGGCAGUGUCAACCAUGUUAGUGUUUGGGUCGACGGAAAGCAAACUCUAUCAUGUCGUCUACGAUUCAAACUCGGACUCUCUCGUCGUAAUUGCUCAACUCGAUGCGUCCGUGUGCGCCAGUAACCCUAGAUGUACAAACGUCCAAUCUGGAAAACAUAUGAUUGCGUACACGAGACAAUCGCCAGUCUCCUCUCUGCCUUUUCCUCCAAACAUCCGGGACCACGUGUUUGUUAUUGGAUACACCGAACUCGAGAAGGCUGACGUGACUACUUAUUUUCUAUCCAAAAAUAAUGAAAAAUGUCUUGGAGUGUGUUACACUGUUGAACAGGGGUCCGGACACUCUACAGCUGUAAACUGCCAAACAGCUUGCAGUCAGGUGGGUGAACAAAAUUGGACGUCCACUAACGCACCACGGUUUUGUACCUGUGAUGUGCAUGCGACCGCUGCCGGAGCAGUAGCCUAUCGAACGGACAAUAUCACAUUUCUCGCCGUAUGGGAAGAAAAGUCAGCAAGCGGACGACGUCUUAACGGGCAUUUCCUAAACUCUGAUCAUUUUGCGCAAGAGAGUCAGUGGACCGACCAACGAAGUCCGAAAGUUGUCUAUAACUUGAUAUCUGAUACGAUGUGUGUAUUCUGGAAGUACACAUCCGGGUGCGACAGUUGCCACAAGUCUGCCGUCCGUUGCUUCACGCCCACAACAAAGUGCACCGACAAUUGUUGUUGUGCUGAUCUUCCGCCUUGUGAGUUUCCCUGUUCGUCGUGCAAUGCUAACUCAGACUGCCGGCCCGAGAUGCACAGUUGUGUUUGUCACAGAGGCUACGUGGGUGACGGACGAUUUUGCUGCUCCAAAGGGAUAGGAACGAAAACGGCCGUUCUCGGAAGCAGCACGGUUUUCAAGUGUGACGAUUCGUGCUCCAUUCCCCAAGGCUCGACGAUCAGCUGGUAUCACAACGGACAUUCUCUGACCGCGUUUACAAGCGGAAUCUCGGUCUCUGCCGACGGUCGUUGGCUCUCUGUGGAGCCGGUCGGUCAUCGCAAUGAAGGCAACUAUACCUGUCGGAUUCAAAUCAAGCGCGGGCAGUAUGAGAGAUCGGGAACGCUUCGUGUGUUACGACGACAAGACGUUUCGUGCCAGUGCGGUUAUGAUUGCGGAUUUUCUUGCGCAUCUCUUCAGCGCGUCUUUGACGGAACGACUGUUCCACUUGGAAAGUACCCUUGGAUGGGUAUGAUAUGCGACCAACACUCCCAAGUAUUCUGCGGCGCCGUUCUUGUCAGUUGCCACUGUGUCGUCACAGCAGCUCAUUGCCUCUGGUCGUCAAAAGGGAUCAAGCCACCUUCUACGUUUUCUAUUUGUUUCAACAAAAGAUGCAGGAGAGAAUGCGAAGCGCCAAAUAACGACAAUCAAAACAACUGCUAUCGAGCUAAGGAGAUCAUUUUACAUCCUCAGUUUGACAACGAGACUUUGGAGAAUGACAUCGCCGUCAUCAAGUUAGAAAACGGAGUAGAAAGCAACUGCAGUACCGUGUCUCCCGUGUGUUUACCGUACGGAACAGAAGACGAUAAAGAUUUGGUUAGUCCUGGUUUGGACGCGACGGUCAUGGGUUGGGGUGUGAAGAGACCGGAUGGUACGGUCGCUCAGUGCCUUAAAGAGGGCAACGUUCGCAUCGUCUCGAAGAAAACAUGCAAGCGCUUUCACGAGGGAUCCGAAUAUUCCGUGUCAAAGAGCACACUUUGUGCUACCGACAGGAAUGGUGCUUGUCAGGGUGACAGCGGUGGUCCUCUUAUUGUUCAAGAUGCCAACAAUGAAAACCGUUGGACCCUGGCUGGCAUUGUCAGCUGGGGGAUCGGAUGUGGCCAGCGAGAUUCCUACGGAGCAUACGCCGACGUCACUCACCAAGCUGGAUUUUUAAGAGGUGCUUGUGGAACUAUAUAGACAAGCUGACGGCGGGAACACAGAGUACAUGUCGCAUCGUAGUCCAGGAUAUUACCUCCGGAUCUUUCGUUGCGAACUACAAUCGGUAGACGUUUUCUGUCCUAAUUAGCUAAAGAGUUGCACAUCACUGUGUGCAAAGCGAUCAUAUUUUCUUGCAUUGAUAAGAUGUAAGACGCGCAUGCACUAGGGUUACAGUAAUGCCUCCGUGGAGUGG
Corticium candelabrum is the source of this 3508-nucleotide messenger RNA. RefSeq lists its product as uncharacterized. The transcript has 8 exons. Lineage: Eukaryota; Metazoa; Porifera; Homoscleromorpha; Homosclerophorida; Plakinidae. The coding region runs from base 1 to 3294 and encodes 1097 amino acids. The record is from RefSeq and is a predicted model, not a curated record. Gene Ontology annotation, molecular function: serine-type endopeptidase activity. Gene Ontology annotation, biological process: proteolysis.